Carlito syrichta (Philippine tarsier) is the source of this 1376-nucleotide messenger RNA. RefSeq names its product tubulin alpha like 3 (gene TUBAL3). The record is from RefSeq and is a predicted model, not a curated record. Gene Ontology annotation, cellular component: cytoplasm; microtubule. The transcript has 4 exons. NCBI's taxonomy places the organism in Eukaryota, Metazoa, Chordata, Mammalia, Primates, Tarsiidae. Gene Ontology annotation, biological process: mitotic cell cycle; microtubule cytoskeleton organization. Bases 36 to 1376 code for a protein of 446 amino acids. Gene Ontology annotation, molecular function: structural constituent of cytoskeleton; GTP binding.
UUACCACUGGGCAGGAGGGGCGCGUGCAUGCCAGUAUGAGAGAGUGCCUUUCCAUCCAUGUGGGUCAAGCUGGCACCCAGAUUGGGGAUGCCUGCUGGGAACUCUAUUGCCUGGAACAUGGAAUCCAGCCAGACGGCGUCAUUCUUGACCAUAAACAGGAUCAACUGGAAAAUGGUAAAAUGGAGCAUCCGAGUGCAUCUUUCGAUAGCUUCUUCUGUGAGACGAGAGCUGGGAAGCAUGUGCCCAGAGCACUCUUCAUGGACUUGGAGCCGACGGUUAUAGAUGGGAUCCGGACCGGGAAGCACCGCUCACUCUUCCACCCCGAGCAGCUCCUUAGCGGGAAGGAGGAUGCCGCCAACAACUAUGCGCGAGGUCGUUACUCCGUGGGGUCAGAGGUCAUCGACCUUGUGCUGGAGAGGACUCGGAAGCUGGCAGAACAGUGCAGCGGACUUCAGGGAUUUUUGGUUUUCCGAAGCUUUGGAGGGGGCACUGGCUCGGGGUUCACGUCGCUCCUGCUGGAGCGGCUCUCGGCAGAGUACGGCGGGAAGACUAAGCUGGAGUUCUCCAUCUACCCGGCCCCUAGGAUCGCCUCUGCUGUGGUGGAGCCUUACAAUGCCGUCCUCACCACCCACUCCACCCUGGAGCACUCGGACUGCACCUUCAUGGUGGACAACGAGGCCGUCUAUGACAUCUGCCAUCAUAGACUCGGCCUGGAGCGCCCCUCCUAUGCCAGCCUCAACAGACUGACCGUGCAGGCGGUGUCUUCCAUGACCGCCUCCCUCCGGUUCCAAGGGCCCUUGAACGUGGACCUGAUUGAAUUCCAGACCAACCUGGUCCCUUAUCCAAGAGUGCACUUCCCCAUGACAGCCUUCGCCCCGGUUAUCUCUGCGGACAAGGCUUACCACGAGCAGUUCUCCGUCGCAGACAUCACCGCGGCUUGCUUUGGGUCCUCCCACCAGCUGGUCAAGUGUGAUCCUCGACUUGGGCGGUACAUGGCCUGCUGUCUGCUCUACAGGGGGGACGUGGUCCCUAAGGAAGUGAACGCGGCCAUUGCGGCCACCAAGUCCAGGAACUCGGUUCGGUUUGUAGACUGGUGUCCCACGGGCUUCAAGGUGGGCAUCAACAAUCAGCCACCUGCGGUGGUGCCAGGAGGGGACCUGGCCAGAGUCCAGCGGGCGGUCUGCAUGCUGAGCAACACCACGGCCGUCGUGGCGGCCUGGGCCCGCCUGGACCACAAGUUCGACCUCAUGUAUGCCAAGAGGGCGUUUCUGCACUGGUACCUCAGAGAAGGCAUGGAAGAAGGGGAGUUCUUGGAUGCCAGGGAAGACCUGGCAGCCCUGGAGAGGGAUUAUGAGGAGGUGGCACAAGGUUUUUGA